UGUACUCUCUAGAGUCCUUGAGUGAGUGGUGACCUUUAUUCUGAAAAGCACUUGGCGGAAGUUAUAUUUGGUUGCCAGCCGCUUGAGUGAACACAGAAGGAACUUUCCUCUCCCUCCCUUCAUCUCAGCAAGAUGGACUGGAAUGAGGACAGUAAUAGUCACAGCCACAUGGGUGAUAGCUGUCAUCAUGGACAUGCUGGUCACUCUCACAGUCAUGGGCCGAGAGCAGCAGCAUAUGGCGGGCUGGUGCACGGCUACAUGCCUGGUUUUCAUGGACAGUUUGGCAAAAACACAGAUCAGGCAAUGGAUUCCAGUCAGCAGACAAAGAAACGGUCACACAUGGAUGACAGCAGCAGCUGGGACAUAGUCAAGGCAACACAGUUUGGCAUCCUAGAGCGCUGUAAGGAGUUGGUGGAAGCAGGAUAUGACAUCAGGCAGCCGGAUAAGGAAAACGUCUCUCUGCUGCACUGGGCAGCCAUCAACAACCGCUCAGAGCUGGUCAAGUAUUACAUGUCAAAGGGAGCAGUGGUAGACCAACUUGGAGGGGAUCUCAACUCCACUCCUCUUCACUGGGCCAUAAGGCAAGGCCACCUCUCCAUGGUGAUCCAGCUGCUACGAUGUGGAGCAGAUCCAUCAAUAGCAGAUGGAGAAGGUUAUCGCAGUCUCCAUCUAGCCAUCCUCUUCCAGCAUAUGGCCAUAGCUGCAUAUCUCAUGGCUAAGGGACAGGAAGUUGAUGGCCCUGACUGCAAUGGACAGACACCACUGAUGUUAGCAGCACAGAAAAUUAUUGGACCAGAGCCCACUAACUUCUUAAUCAAAAAUAAUGCCUCGGUGAGCGCUGUGGACAAGGUGAACAGAAACACUCCGCUGCACUGUGCCGUGUUGGCAGGGAAUGUCGACGCCGCCCACAUCCUGCUGGAAGCCGGGGCCAGUGUGGAUGCAGAAAACAUCAAUGGUCACACUCCCAUAGAUCUGGCCCACCAGGUGCACAGCCCCCUGCUCAUCCACAUGCUCAACCACAUUAAACAGGAGAGGAUUCGCUCCAACUCCCGUUGCCUUCGGAUAGCCAACAAAUACAGGGUGUUUUUGCAGUUUUUGCUCUGUGUGACUGUGUUUGGAAGUGUGGGUGCCAUAGUUGACAUGAACUCUGAGUCCUGGCUGCUUAAAGGGAUCCUGCUAGCCUGUGUGAUAGGCGUGGUCAAUCUUCUCUCAAGGAAUUUGCCAGGUCCAGCCUUUCACUCUCUUCUUCCGGCUACAUCUCUCAUGGCGUCGGUCUUCUGGAUGCUUAUCACCUGGUGCCUCUGGUUCUUGCCAGAUGGGCCGAGCGCCACUGUUCAGGUUCUGUUCACUCUCAACGCCACUGCUGUGCUGUACUACUACCUCCGCACCUGCCGGACUGACCCCGGCUUCGUCAAGGCAACUGAAGAAGAGAAAAAAAUGAAUGUGUUGGUGUUGGCUGAGGCUGGCUGUCUAGACCCCAGGAUCUUCUGUACAUCUUGUAUGAUAAAGAAACCCAUGAGAGCCUACCACUGCUUCACUUGUGAUGCAUGUGUGGCGAAGCAGGAUCACCACUCCAUCUGGACCAACAGCUGCAUCGGUGCCAGGAACCACCACUUCUUUGUUCUCUUCCUGAUGUCCUUCAUGAUGCUGGGAGCUUGGAUGUUCUACGGUUGUCUUAUGUACUGGUCAAAUCACUGUCCGAUGCAUUACAUGGAGCAGGGACUCUGGGGUGCCGCCUCUGCUCUGGUCAGCUGCUCUCCCUGGGUGCUCUGUGUCUUCUUCCUGGCCUUCUACCACACCUCCUGGUCCGCCAUGAUACUGCUGUUGCAGCUUUACCAGAUCGCUUUCCUCGGACUGACCACCGCGGAGAGGAACACCCUCAUGCACCACCAGAGGAAACUCCCACAAUCCAUCUCUCUGCGACAGAAUCCCUACAAUUUGGGCGUCAUGCGGAACCUGGUGUCCUUCUUCCAGCUGCGUUGCUGUGGCCUUUUCAAGCCGGCCAUCAUCGACUGGACCCAGCAGUUCACGUCUGGUCGUGACCAGCACGUGUUCGGACACCCCGACAUGGUCUGACAAUCCCACCCCCAACCCCUUUAGGGCCAAGGGGCAGAUUAUACAAUGGUUCUGGGCCAAAAGCACAGGGCGUAUUUAUUUAUUUUUUUACUCUUUGGCUCCUUGUGAAGAGAGACCACUAUAUAUAAAGGGACAAAACACAAAGCGAUGCAUAGUGAUUGCUUUGUUCAGUUGCUCUUUGUACAGACUGCUGCUGCCUUAUACUUGACCAGAAUAAGUGAAAUGUAAAUCACAGAUGUUGUAGUUUGGGUGAGGUUCAUCUUUAAAAAGGCCUAAAUUGUAUAUGAAGUUUUUAAUUGUCUUUUGUUUUUGAUAAACACGUCAAGCCUAUUUUUUAUCAUGGUUUCUGGAAAAAAAAGGAUCUUUCUAAAUGUAUGUUUUAUGACUUUUGUAAAAGAGGCAUGUGUUUCAUAACGAACAACCUCGCUAGUGCUCUGAUAUAUCAAUGUUGUGCUUUUCUUUCUAACAGGCUCAGUGUAGACUCACAGUGCAUGCUGUCUCACAGCAGCUGUUCAUUACCCUUUAAGAAAGUUAUGUCCUCAAGCUUUUCUAUUCAAAUAGUUCACUGGUCUGUUGACCACGCACACCAUGUACACAGUUUGUGCUUUGUUGCAAAAUCAACCACAAAGGAUGGUCUUGUCUUUCAACAGCCUUAAAUAUCCUGACAGGAGAGUCACUGUUUGUGCUUUAGAUAUUGGUUAAAUUACAGCUUUUGAUUUACAUAUCGGCAAUAGUCUGAAACAUCAGUAACCAUUGAAAGUUAUGUGCCAUCACGUCAUUGCACUGGAUACUGAAAAUAAUAAAUGCAAGGAUUUUUUCACUUUUGGUUUUGCAUAA
Molecule: messenger RNA, 2913 nt
Organism: Myripristis murdjan (pinecone soldierfish)
Lineage: Eukaryota; Metazoa; Chordata; Actinopteri; Holocentriformes; Holocentridae
Gene: zdhhc13
Product: zDHHC palmitoyltransferase 13
Exons: 17
Coding region: 133-2076 (647 amino acids)
Molecular function (GO): palmitoyltransferase activity; protein binding
Source: RefSeq, a predicted model, not a curated record